GCCCAUUGCUCAGACAGUGAACCCAGCUUACCGUGUUUGCAUACUCUCUCCUUCCAAAGGUUUACUGUGAGUUUAAUAAGACACACCUGGGCGUGUGUUAUCUAUGCACUGUGGCUAAUGAAGCUUAUAGUAAAACCUGGAAUGGGUGAAACUGCUAUGCAAUAGGAGUCUUAUUUCCAUCCCUGAUGCAUCUCCCCAAAAAAAUAUCAUAUGAAAAUGAGCUUUCUUCUGUGGUGUGAUAUUACACAUGGAUAAUAUGUACAAAAGCUCGGAUAAUAACUGCCCAUGCAAACUCAGACUGCAAAGACAUUGCCUUUAUUAGCGUUGCAAGCCUCUAAUUAUAUCCAUAAGCACUAAAGUCUGAAAUCGGAGGUAGAGAAUGUUAGCACAUGUUUCAUCUCAAUUCAAACAGCUGUGCUCAAGAUAUAGCUAAAACAUGACCUAGAAGCAUGAUGGCUUUCAGCAACACGAGAAGCUGGCAAUAGCGUGUUGUUAAUACAGUGAAUGGGUUGCUUGAAACCAUGCAGCCAGUCGGGAUAGGCAUGCCAGAGCAGACCGAAUCGAAAGGUGGCGAGGAAAUCCACGUUCAGGUCGAGCAGGCUGGAGCCACUGAGAGAUUUAUUCAGAUCCACCGCUCCGCUAAUGAUGAUCCUGCUGAUCAGCAGGUGAACCAGGCUGCCCAGAGUGAAGAACACACAGACAGCAACGUCUAAAACGGGAAACUAGAGAAACCGAAGAACCGAAGAUGCUGUUAUUAUUAUUAUUAUUAUUAGUUUUUAAAGGAAAGAGCCUUAAGCAACCAUAAUUGAGGUUUCACCACGUGGUUUUGAAACGUGGGCUUUGGUGUCAAAUGUGGAAAACGUGUUCACCAAUCCCAAACUAGACAGUUGCUUAUUGGGCGCGUCUUAAUCCGUGUUUAAAAUGUUACUCAAAUCACUGGCCUUCACUUUGUUGUAUGGAAAACGUAUUGUAUAAUAUUACAAAUACAAAUGCGUGUUAUGGUAUGUAUCUAGAAGUUACGUCGUGCGUAGGUGUCUCGUAUUGUAUAAGAUAUCACAUUUCGUGCAGUUUGGCCGAGCGGACCUCGAAGCGAAGCCUUAAUGCACAGGAUGAUUAGAAAGUCAGUUUGCCACAUCAACGCAUCUCACAAACGGUAGGGCACAGGAAGGUGAAAUUGCAUAGGGGUUAAGGGAACCAUGGGGUCUGUGAGAUAUGGUGCGUUGAUGUGGUGCGCUUACUUUCUAAUCACCCUGUACAUUAAACAUACACACUAAUCAAUGAUAUAUUACAUCUAUAUGUUAUGUUCAUUUAAACGCCAGUCAUACAGCUGAGUUAAAUCAGUUUUAUAACGUUGUGUUUAGAAUAUAGCCGUAUAAUAAAUGUGGGCUGUAUAAUUCCAAAGAGUAGAACAUGCGAACGUUUCUCCAGCAGGGGGCGCAGGUGUCUCGCUGAUAUUGUGUUGCUUUUCUUGUGACAGUAAAAUGACAAAAAAUCGGCCUCACCCAAGAUAGUAUGUUUUUCUUAGGGAGAUAUUAUAUUUAAUGUAGAUGACUCCAAUCCUAAAUGUACCACAGGGACGCUGUUUACCUCCAAACAUCCAACAUCACUCAAAUUCUACACUGAGUGAUCAAUUGCGUUUACAAAUGCUUACAAACGCUCAAUUUUCAGUUAUUCACAUUGCUGUAAGAAUAUAAACUGAUCGCAUUAUUACAUUCGCCGAUAGUAUUUUAUAGCUUAUUUACAGAAUGCUAUUUUUUUUCUUUCUCUCAUACAUCAAUAACAACACAGGUAUGCGAUGAAAUGUUUGAAAAAAAUUCCAGACAAAAAGUGUUGGGGGAAGUUUACCUGUGUAGCAAUGGGGAUUUUUAUCAGAUAUAGAGAAUCUGCUAUUUACUGUGAAGGAGGCGAUUUGUCCAUAAUGAAACGUUCCUUCAACGCGCAGUUGCAGUUCCACUUUUGGCCGGCAGGGGGUGGAGCACAGCACAGUCCUCGCAGCGCAGCCUCUUCAGAUAGCAGAUUGGAACCUGGCGUUUAAACAUCAGUCAGGGGUGUGAUGUGUGCCAGUCUGUGUUCAGUACGCGGAGGCGCUGCAUGAGGAAUUGGUUCAUCCGUUUCUCUUCUCUUUUUUUUUACCUUCUCCAUUUGUGUCACUAAAUCCCCCGAAGAUGCCUUCAAAUCAGAAACUACAAGGUGGAAAAGCAUUCGGACUCUUAAAAGCACAGCAACGGGACCGCUUAGAAGAAAUCAACAAGGAGUUUCUUGAAGACCAGAAGUUUAGCGAUGAAGAGGACCUUGCAGAAAAGCUGGACUCUUUUAAAAGCAAAUAUGUUGAAUUUGACCUCAACGAUCAAGGGGAGAUUGACAUGAUGGCCUUGAAGAGAAUGAUGGAGAAGCUGGGGGUCCCAAAAACUCACCUGGAAAUGAAGAAGAUGAUCUCGGAGGUGACAGGAGGGUGCAGCGAGACCAUCAGCUACCGGGACUUUGUGAAAAUGAUGCUGGGGAAGCGAUCUGCUGUCCUGAAACUAGUAAUGCUCUUCGAAGACAAGGCCAACGGAAGCAGUUUGAAGCCAGUCGGACCUCCUCCUAAGAGAGACAUCACAAGCCUCCCCUAAAGGAUUCCAGGGGAACCUGGACCAACCCGCACAGAGUCCCACAAAGUGUCUUUGUAUAGGUUUGUAAGUAGAGCCACGGUUAGGCAUCGGCUGUGAUCAAGCCAGGAUGCAGUCAGGUGCUGAAAGCCUGCAGUGUGCGGAGCAGGACCUCAGCUGCCAAGGGACGCUUCGCCAGAUUUUAAUUAUGGAGUGGUGCUAUCCUUAUAGCGGCUUUUAAAAAGUACACUACCAAGCAACAAGACAGACAGCAACUGUGUGGUUUUAGGAAAGGUCAUGUAUUGUGUCAGCAUUACACGAUCGCACGCAGUGAUCAUAGCUUUUGUCACUGGGUACUUUUUAAAAACUAUUGCUGCGCCAUAGUUGAAAUUUAAUCUUAGGGUUAGUAGUAAAAUAUACUUUUCAAACACUGUAAAGUAUAACAUUUAAUAAAUAUUGUAUAUAUCUUUUUUUUAAAUUAACGGAUACACUCUUGUUAAUGCCCUAGUCCUUGUCAUAACCCCCUUCCCAAUCUCGACUCAGUCAUAUUUAUUAUACCAUUGACACUCAUUCUAGUCGCAACUUCCACCCAAUUCUGACCAAAAUCAAAUUUAUGGUCCCGUGGGGCAUUCACAAGAGUGGAUCAAGUACGGGCAUUACCCUCUAUAGAAACAUAUGAAGCAGGUUUGUGAAAAUGAUGCACAGCUGUGUGGUUUAAGUCAAGUCCCUCACCAGUCCCAUUGACAGUGUCUAUUGUACAUCAGGUAGCAAUGCCAGCUGAAUCGGAUGAACAGAGAGCCGAGGUCUGUUCUACUGAACAACUAAAACCUGCUGUUAUUCAUUAUACCUGCUCAUUUCAGGCUGGAACACAAACCCCCCCACCACCCCACCCCCCUACACUUGCAUGGAUUUAAUAGAUGGAUCUACUGUAAGACUGCCAUUGCAUAUUCGUAUGAGCCAUUUCAGUCUUUAUUAUGAGUCUGCAGUAAUGUAAGUGGACUUUUGUUACCGAUAAAGUGUGAUUAAUGUAAUAAAACUCAUAGUAAAACCUGGAUCAGCCAACACUGGUAUGCAAUGGAAGGCCUUAGCUGGAUUAUAAAGUAACCCUAAGAUAGUUUUGCUGGGUUUUUUAAAAUUUUAUUAUCAGCUGGUUACACGCACAGCUUAAUGCAGGUCGCCUUCUAAAGCAAGCCUUGUAACUAUACAAAGAAUGACUUGUGGUCUGUGGGUUACAGUGAGAGUUAAUAUAUAGUUUUGUUAUUUUCAAAUAAAGGCACAUGUUAAUACAUGGGGUCAAUAAAUCAGCCCUGGGGAUCAAGCCCAGCUGUAUUAAUAUAGAGAAAAAGUGCAAUGGCAUUGAUAUCCGUCACUCUUUGAGAAGUUCAUGUAAAAAUAAAACUAAUAUUACAAUUAAGAGCUGAGCUGUUUAAAUCAAUGCUUACUGUAUAUGGUUUUUUUAAUUCACUUUUUAAUGCAGAGAGCAGCACAUGUAAUAAAAGGUAAUAUUUUUUAAAAAAAUUAAUUGGAGUUAGAUUGCUAAAGUAUAUUGUGUAUUGUGCAUCCAUAACAUUCAAUCAGAAAAAAACAGGUAACACUUUUAAUUAAGAAACUAACUCCAGUAGACAGACUUCCACUGAUGAAGACGCCAGCUGAAACGUUUGUCUGCUUCCAUUAGUUUCACGUACAUUUUAACGAAAUAUUGCAGAGUAGUGAAAAAAUCAAUGAAUGGCUUUUUUUAAGUGCUAAGAGUAAAUGGCCUGAUAUAUUAAAAGCCGAGGUUGGAAAUUGGGGAGACUUGGUGCAGUGCAAGACCCACAUUGAGCCUUCGUAUGGAUGUGUGAAGCCAUCCCUUUAACACGGAUGUAGUGCGCUCUGUUUAUUGUCGUAAUAAUGUACUGACGCCCUUAAAGCCUCAUUUAAUUAAAGGGGAGGUAGCAAAUUAAAUAAGUCCAUAGAUUCCGCCUGUUAUGUACUGUAGGUCUCACAAGAAGCCUAUGUUAUUCCAAACACUUAUUUUGUUCAUGUAUCUAUGGUACCAAUCUAGGUUAAAGAAAGCUCUGAGAUUGCUUGCUUUGGUUUCAGAUACCUGUAGGUCUUUCGGAGUCAAAGCACUUGAGUCUUUAAGGAAGUUUCUUUCCUUCGUUGCAGGAAAGGACCUUGGAACUGCAAACAGUAUAUAACAGAAUUUACAUAAAGUACAGUAUUUCUUUUGAGCAGCAUUUUUUGUGACAACUACAUUUAUUGCAGUUAUUUAGCAGUACCAUAGGGGAAAAUUUUAAGACGGGAAGUUCAUAUUAAAAAUAGAACCAUCUGUGUGCACUAGGCUUUAUAAACCCUCAGGAUAGAUAAAGACUAGUGGGGACAUUCCAAGGACUUCAAGCAAAGCAAAAGUGAUUUUAUUUUUAACUGAUCUGUUGUACAGUGUACAAUGAACCCUGUUUCAUGUGGAAGUAGCUGCAUGAUACUGUUUUAUGUUCUCAUUUAUAUUUAAAUGUGUCAGGUAAACCAUUUGUUUGUUCACUGCUUUCUGAUUAGAGAUUUUUGUUUUUUGUUUGUAAAAAAAGAAAAUUAAAAAAAAAAAGAUUUGG
This is a messenger RNA of Acipenser ruthenus (sterlet), 5176 nucleotides long. RefSeq names its product allograft inflammatory factor 1-like. Bases 2166 to 2612 code for a protein of 148 amino acids. Lineage: Eukaryota; Metazoa; Chordata; Actinopteri; Acipenseriformes; Acipenseridae. The record is from RefSeq and is a predicted model, not a curated record. Gene Ontology annotation, biological process: actin filament bundle assembly; ruffle assembly. Gene Ontology annotation, molecular function: actin filament binding; calcium ion binding. Gene Ontology annotation, cellular component: actin filament; ruffle membrane. The transcript has 6 exons.